CCUAGCUUUGCUCAGAUGCUGAAAAAGAAUUUACCAGUUCAGUCAUCAGCUCAGACGGUAACUUUGCCCACCGGAUAUUCCUCCGAAAGUUGCAACCUGUCGAAUAUGGCAUCCAAGGUUACACAAGUGACAGGUAAUUUUCCAGAGCCAUUGCUUUCCAAAGGUCUUUCAUCUAUUUCAAAUCCUGUCCUUCCUCCAAAAAAAAUACCUAAGGAAUUUAUAAUGAAGUACAAACGUGGAGAGAUAAAUCCUGUGUCAGCCUUGCACCAGUUUGCACAAAUGCAGCGUGUUCAGCUUGACCUUAAGGAAACUGUAACAACAGGUAAUGUUAUGGGACCAUAUUUUGCUUUUUGUGCUGUGGUGGAUGGUAUUCAGUACAAGACAGGACUGGGACAAAAUAAAAAGGAAUCUAGAUCCAACGCAGCAAAAUUAGCUCUUGAUGAACUUUUACAACUGGAUGAGCCUGAGCCAAGAGCUUUAGAACCAGCAGGACCGCCUCCUAUCCCUGCAGAGCCUGUUGUUACACCUGAAGCAGCAUAUGUUUCUAAAGUACAAUAUGAAGGGAGACAAGUCCAGUAUGCAAAGAUUUCACAACUUGUUAAAGAAACAUUUGGUCAACUAAUUUCUAGUCACUCACAAUAUCUGAAAUGUAGCAGUUCAUUGGCUGCUUUCAUUAUUGAAAGAGCUGGACAUCAUGAGGUUGUGGCUGUAGGCACAGGUGAAUACAACUACAGCCAGUGUAUCAAGCCGAAUGGAAGGGUGCUGCAUGAUACUCAUGCAGUUGUUACAGCAAGAAGGUCUCUCCUUAGGUACUUUUAUAGACAGCUUCUACUCUUCUAUAGCAAAAAUCCUGCCAUGAUGGAAAAGUCAAUCUUUUGUACAGAACCAGCUUCUAAUCUGCUUACUCUGAAACAGAACAUCAACAUUUACCUCUACAUGAACCAGUUGCCUAAAGGAUCAGCCCAGAUCAAGUCACAAUUACGCCUUAAUCCACAUUCUAUUUCUGCGUUUGAAGCCAAUGAAGAGCUGAGUCUCCAUGUGGCUGUUGAAGGCAAAAUUUACCUGACUGUUUACUGUUCUGCAGACGGGGUUAAUAGAGUAAACAGUAUGUCCUCCAGUGACAAGCUGACAAGAUGGGAGGUGCUUGGUGUACAGGGAGCAUUGCUGAGUCACUUUAUACAACCAGUUUAUAUCAGCAGUAUACUUGUUGGUGAUGGGAAUUGCAAUGACACUAGAGGCUUAGAAAUUGCAAUAAAUCAACGUGUUGAUGAUGCACUCACUUCAAAACUGCCCAUGUUUUACUUGGUCAACAGACCUCACAUUAGCUUAGUGCCCACUGCAUAUCCACUGCAAAUAAACUUGGACCACAAAUCACUCAGUUUGAACUGGGCACAAGGGGACAAUUCUUUGGAGAUUGUGGAUGGCCUAAGUGGGAAGAUCACUGAAAGUUCCCCGUUUAAAAGUGGUUUGUCAAUGGCAAGUCGGCUUUGUAAGGCUGCAAUGUUAAGUCGAUUUAAUCUGCUUGCCAAAGAAGCUAAAACAGAUGAUUUACUUGAAGCUCGGACAUACCACGCAGCUAAGUGCAUGUCUGGACCCUAUCAAGAAGCUAAAGCACUAUUGAAGGCCUACUUGCAGCAGCACGGUUAUGGCUCCUGGAUUGUGAAGUCUCCCUGUAUAGAGCAAUUUAGUAUGUGA
Messenger RNA from Psammomys obesus (fat sand rat), 1695 nucleotides. RefSeq names its product adenosine deaminase domain containing 1 (gene Adad1). The transcript is spliced from 11 exons. NCBI's taxonomy places the organism in Eukaryota, Metazoa, Chordata, Mammalia, Rodentia, Muridae. Gene Ontology annotation, molecular function: double-stranded RNA binding; double-stranded RNA adenosine deaminase activity; tRNA-specific adenosine deaminase activity. Gene Ontology annotation, cellular component: nucleolus; cytoplasm. The record is from RefSeq and is a predicted model, not a curated record. Bases 16 to 1695 code for a protein of 559 amino acids. Gene Ontology annotation, biological process: RNA processing; adenosine to inosine editing.